Messenger RNA from Prorocentrum cordatum, 1298 nucleotides. Lineage: Eukaryota; Dinophyceae; Prorocentrales; Prorocentraceae. The record is from the annotation of a GenBank genome assembly.
AGCCACGUGAUCCAAGCGUGGAUACUGCACAACUCCUUCUGGCACGUCCAGUGCUGCAAGCUUCCUCUACAUCAGCCUCGAAGCCAUGAUGGCCAGAUUGUCCUCUGUGCUGGCCUGCCUCGCCUUCGCGCAGGCCCUCGCGGGCCAGCAGGCCCAAGUGUCCACACAAAAAGGGAAGGCCGGGAGGCGGUCGUCGUGUGACUGCAUGAAUUGGGCGGGGGUCUACUACGACGGACUGGCCGCCUGCGGCCGCGCCCAGGAACUUUAUUUCCUCAGCAAAUUCGGCUUCUCCGCUGCCUACGCCGCCACCGAGCCGAUCUCGGGCUUGCCGCACAAGGUCUGCAACGACUUCCUCAAGAAUUUCAAGAACGACUCCUGUGUCAACGUGGACCUGCUCCCCUUCCCGGCGGAUGCAAUGACCGACAAGCAGUGGUGCUACGUGGCCAACGACUGCGACACCCUGAACGGCGGCGAUUACGCCACCAACACGAUGGGCUUCCAGCUGGGCGGGUGGAACAACCUCGCCAGCACGAGCAACCUGUCCUGGAAGAUCUGCGACCCGGUCGCGGACGCGAGCAAGAUGCUGAAGUUCAAGACGCCCGGUGAGCUGCUGGAAAUGUGCCUGAAGGACGACAUCAGCUGCUCUCGCAUCUUCCGGUUGGCCUACCCCGUCGUGGAGAUCACGUGGGGCGAGGCCCAGUAUUUGAUGGAGGGUAUCGACGCGGCUUGGACGCCUGGAGCAGGCCUGACCACUCUGGUCGCUGGGCUACCGGCUCCGAGCGCCCCCUUCGCCAGGCUCGUGGAGGUUCACGCGAACAUCAGCGACAUCGUGGUUUCCGAGCAGGCCACGAUCCUCGACACGCCGGGGCAUGGCGACAACUUCCACGUGAUCAAGGGCCGCGAGGUGUGGAAAGUGGAGCGGCUGGGCUAUGACACAUGGAACGUGAUCAGCGGUCGCCCGUACGAGCUGGGCGACAUGGCCUACCUCGGCGGCCACUUCUCCUUGGAGUUCACUGUGACCUGCAUCAUGGGCUGUGCCCCAGGACGCCUGGAGAUGGUCGACCGUAAGGUCCUCGACCUGGAGACGGUGUAAGUGGUGCGUGUCGGCGUCCGCUGUGGCAGCUCGCGCCCGAUCAGCUCGCGCCCGCCAGCGCGUAUUUUGGGCCGGCGGGUGUUCUGAUUCUCACGGACUCGGAUUUUCGACCUCCACGCGGUCGAAGUCAAAGUCGGCGUUCUCCUGUUCCUCUUCCUUCCCCACCCCCCAUCCCCCUUCUCGAGUGCCUCGCGGGUGACUCCGG